Sphaerodactylus townsendi is the source of this 8612-nucleotide messenger RNA. It is a transcript of the gene AGRN, whose product is annotated as agrin. NCBI's taxonomy places the organism in Eukaryota, Metazoa, Chordata, Lepidosauria, Squamata, Sphaerodactylidae. Gene Ontology annotation, molecular function: laminin binding; calcium ion binding. Gene Ontology annotation, biological process: G protein-coupled acetylcholine receptor signaling pathway; receptor clustering. The record is from RefSeq and is a predicted model, not a curated record.
CUUUCUCCCCCCCCCUCUUUUUUUUGGGCCAGGCCUCCCCUCGGCUUCCCCCCACCCCCUUUUCCUUAUCAGCAAUUCAGAUCGCAUGCAAAUCCGACCCCCCCGUUCCUUCCCCAGCCUCUCCGCCAGCGCGCCUCUCCCCUGCCAGCUCCUUUCUCACCCGGAGCAAAGCGAGGAGAGGAGGGAUUCCGGGCUCUCGCUCUGCCUGCUCGGGGCUCGCGCGGCUUUCUGCCCCCCCGCUCCGGGACUGCGCCUCCCCCCCACUUUUUUUGCAACAAAAGUAACCGGACUCCCCUGCAGGCCCCCCCUAUGCAGCCUGGGACCGGCCGGGGGGCGCAGCCGGCCAGCUCCAGGGCUUGAAGCGCCCGGCUGGGGCCAGGGGAGCUUUUGCGACCCCUCUCCCCCCCCCCCCCCGCCGGCCCGGUUGCUCCUUUUGUGCCGCGAUGGGGCGGGCGGAGAGACCCCCCCGGCUCGUGGCCUGCCUGCUCUUCUUGCCGCUGAUGGGCCCCUGGCUGGGGACGUGCCACGGCGCCUGCCCCGAGAGAGCGCUGGAGCGGCGGGAGGAGGAGGCCAACGUGGUGCUCACGGGCACCGUGGAGGAGAUCGUGAACGUGGAUCCGGUCCAUCAGACCUACUCUUGCAAGGUGAGGGUCUGGAGAUACCUGAAAGGCAAAGAAGCUGUGAGUCAUGAGAUCCUUUUGGACGGCGGGAACAAAGUGAUGAUUGGCGGGUUUGGGGACCCCGUGAUUUGCGACAACCAGGUCUCCACGGGGGACACACGGAUUUUCUUUGUGAACCCUGCCCCGCACCACAUGUGGCCUGCUCACAAGAACGAGUUGAUGUUAAACUCCAGCCUCAUGAGGAUUACUUUGCGCAACCUGGAGGAGGUGGAGCACUGUGUGGAAGACAAACCGGGCAACUACUUCCCUCAACCGCUACCGACGCCCCAGGACGUGUGCCGAGGGAUGCUUUGUGGUUUUGGGGCUGUGUGUGAAAGAAACCCCGUGGACUCCUCCCAAGGAGUUUGCAUCUGCAAGAAAUCUGCUUGCCCUUCGGUGGUGGCCCCCGUCUGCGGUUCGGAUUAUUCGACGUACAGCAACGAGUGCGAACUGGAGAAAGCUCAGUGCAACCAACAGAGGCGGAUCAAGGUCAUCAGCAAAGGAGCGUGUGGUUCAAAGGACCCCUGUGUCGAGGUGAUGUGCAGUUUUGGCAGCACCUGUGCCCGCUCCACAGACGGGCAGUCGGCCAAGUGCAUCUGCCCGUCCUCAUGCAGUGGCGUACCUGAGAACACCGUGUGUGGCAGCGACGGCAAGGACUACCGCAGCGAGUGCCACCUCAACAGGCAUGCCUGCGACAAGCAAGAGAACAUCUUCAAGAAGUUUGAUGGGCCUUGUGACCCUUGCAGGAGCACCCACAACGACCUGAACCGAGUUUGCCGGGUCAAUCCCCGCACCCGGCGUGCUGAGCUCCUGCCGCGGCCUGAAAAUUGCCCCCUGAAGCGUGACCCGGUGUGCGGGGACGACGGCAUGACCUACAACAAUGAAUGUUUCAUGAUGAGGUCCGGUGCUAUUCGGGGGAUAGAGAUCCAGAAGGUGCGGUCUGGACCAUGUCAGCUCCAAGACAAAUGCCGGGAAGAAUGCCGCUUUAACGGGGUGUGCCUCAACCGCCGAGGGUCUGCCCGCUGCACGUGCGAGCGCAUCGUCUGCGACGGCUCCUACCGGCCGCUUUGCGGCAGGGACGGCCGGACCUACAACAACGUUUGCGAGCGCCAGAAGGCUGAGUGCCAGCAAAGAACCGCCAUACCUGUGAAACACCAGGGCCCGUGUGAUCUUGGAGCUCCCAGCCCCUGCCUGAGCGUGGAGUGCACCUUUGGGGCCACCUGCGUGGUGAAGAACCAGGAGGCUGUCUGCGAAUGCCAGCAGGUGUGCCAAACCGUUUACGACCCGGUCUGCGGCAGCGAUAACCUCACGUAUGGCAACCCCUGCGAGCUGGAGGCGAUGGCUUGCGCUCUCCGGAAGGAAAUCCGAGUGAGGCACAAAGGGCCCUGUGACCGUUGUGGAAAGUGCCAGUUUGGUGCCAUCUGCGAGGCAGAGACGGGGAGGUGUGUCUGCCCCACUGAGUGCGUCCCCUCCUCCCAGACGGUUUGCGGCACAGACGGGAACACCUACGGCAGCGAGUGUGAACUCCACGUGCGAGCAUGCACCCAGCAGACCAGCAUCGAGGUGGCAGCCCUGGGAGACUGUAAGACCUGUGGGACCACGGUGUGCUCUUUUGGGGCCAAAUGCAUGGGCGGGCAGUGCGUCUGCCCACGCUGCGAGAAACAGCCCUUGGCCCGGGUGUGCGGGAGCGACGGCAUUACCUACAACAGUGCCUGCGAGCUGCACGUGGCGUCCUGCCAGCAGAAGAAGGAUAUCGAGAUCUCUAGAACUGGGCCCUGUGAGGAUGAAUGUGGCUCAGGAGGGUCCGGCUCUGGGGAUUCUAAUGAAUGCGACCGGGACAAUUGCCGGCGUUACGGUGGCUCGUGGGAUGAGGACGUGGAAGACGACCGCUGUGUGUGCGACUUCACCUGUGUGGCUGUGCCAAGGAGUCUAGUGUGUGGCUCGGACGGAGCAACUUACGCUAGCGAAUGUGAGCUCAAAAAGACACGCUGUGAGAAACGGCAGGAUAUUUACGUCAUAACUCAGGGAGCCUGCCGAGGAGUACCAAGCCUUCCUCCUCCUCUUCAGGUGCUCCACUGUAGCCAAACCGUGUACGGAUGCUGUCCGGAUAACGUGACCUUGGCCCUCGGGGUCGGCUCCGCCGGGUGCCCAAGCACCUGCCAUUGCAACCCUUAUGGCUCCUAUGGAGGUGGAUGCGACCCUGCCACGGGACAGUGCUCCUGCAAACCUGGCGUGGGGGGCCUGAAGUGUGACCGGUGUGAGCCUGGCUUCUGGAACUUCCGUGGCAUCGUCACCGACAGCCGGAGCGGCUGCACCCCCUGCCACUGUGACCCCGUGGGCUCCGUGCGCGACGACUGUGAGCAGAUGACCGGCCUGUGUUCCUGCAAGACCGGCAUAACCGGCAUGAAGUGCAGCCAGUGCCCCGACGGCAGCAAGCUGGGCAUGUCCGGCUGUGAAAAAGACCCUUUAGCACCCUCAUCCUGCACCGAAUUGACGUGUGAAUUUGGGGCGUCCUGUGUGGAGGUUAACGGCUUUGCUCAUUGCGAGUGCCCGUCCCCACUGUGCACAGAGGGCAACAUGACAAAGGUCUGCGGCUCUGAUGGAGUGACGUACGGUGACCAGUGCCAGCUGAAGACCAUCGCGUGCCGGCAAGGACAGGUCAUCGAGGUGAAGCAUUUGGGCCAAUGCCAAGAAUCCAUCACAAUUGUGAGCUACACCACACCACCGACAACCACACGGCCUCUGGACUCUCUUCUCCCUCCACCUCCUCGGACCACGCCCCUCACUUUUGAAACAGCCAGGACGGCUGCCAGCUCGAGACACUUUGAUGCCACUCAGAGCCACCCAGCCACGAGGCGGACAACCACUGCUCGGCCAGCCACAACCGCUUGGACGACACACGGGGUUCACCGGACCACCCUCCGCCCCCUCUCUACAGCUCCUGUAGUUCCAGCCUCCACCCAGCCAGCGUUUGUCGAAUCUGGUAGUGCAGAAGGCAGUGGGGACCAAGAAAUUGGUAUCAGUGGAGACCAGGAAUCCAGCGGGUCGAGUUCCGUCGGGGACCAGGAAACCGACGAGUCUGAGGUCACGGGCGUCCCGACAAUAGAGAGAGCUACUUGCUAUAACACACCGUUGGGGUGCUGCUCCGAUGGCAAAACCCCUGCGGUUGAUGCGGAGGGAAGCAACUGCCCAGCCACCAAAGUGUUCCAGGGAGUUCUCAUCUUGGAAGAAGUGGAAGGCCAAGAACUCUUCUACACGCCUGAGAUGGCGGACCCCAAAUCAGAACUCUUCGGGGAGACCGCCAGGAGCAUUGAAAGCGCGCUAGACGAGCUUUUCCGCAAUUCUGACGUCAAGAAGGACUUCAAGAGCAUCCGGGUGCGAGAUCUGGGCCACAGCAGUGCCGUGCGCGUCAUUGUCGAGUCCCACUUUGACCCAACCACCGCCUACACAGCUGCUGACAUCCAGAGGGCCCUUUUGAAGCAGAUGAAAGCCUCCAAGAAGAAGACCAUCGCCGUGAAAAGGCCGCAGCAGGAGAACAUCCGAUUCAUGGACUUUGACUGGAUCCCCCAGCUCUUCACUACCACCACCACCACCACGACAGCCACCACCAUGGGCCUGCCCGCGGCCACCACGCGCCGUUUCACCACCACUCCUGCCCCUCGGGCGCUCUAUCCGGGGAGGCCCAGCAGUAAACCGCGUGGGGCAGCCACCACCAAGAGACCGAUCAUCACGGUGCCAGCCACGACUGCGAGGAAGAAGCCCACCCCGCCGCCCUCCACAAGAAAGUCAGCCCGGCCUUGCGACUCUCACCCGUGCCUCCAUGGGGGGACGUGCGAGGACGACGGGCAAGACUUCACCUGCAACUGCCCGGCUGGGAAGGGAGGGGCAGUCUGCGAAAAGUCCAUCAGAUACUUCAUCCCCAGUUUUGGUGGGAAAUCCUAUUUGGCGUUCAAAAUGAUGAAGGCGUAUCACACGGUGCGCAUUGCCAUGGAGUUUCGGGCCUCCGAUCUCAGCGGGCUGCUCUUGUACAACGGACAGAACCAUGGCAAGGAUUUUCUCUCUCUGGCGCUGGUGAACGGCUUUGUGGAGCUCAGGUUCAACACCGGUUCUGGAACUGGUGUGAUUACAAGCAGGGUACCCAUUGAGCCCGGCAAGUGGCACCAACUGGUGGUGAACCGGAACCGGCGGAAUGGCAUGCUCUCUGUGGACGGUGAGCCCCAUGUGAACGGUGAGAGCCCCAGCGGCACCGAUGGGUUGAAUCUCGACACCGACCUCUUUGUUGGAGGAGCGCCAGAAGACCAGAUAGCUGCGGUGGCUGAGCCAGCGACUUCGGGUGCAGCAACCGGGCCUAAAGGGCUGUGCAUCCCCGCCUCGCUGGACGCCAACAACUCAGUGAUGUACGACACUAAGCCAUGCGAGAAGCAGCAGCCGGCGCGGUUGCUGUACGGGAGCGGAGUGGGCGAAUGUGGCAACAACCCCUGCCACCCCAGCCCUUGCCACCACGGUGGGCUCUGCCACGUCAAGGAGGCGGAGAUGUUCCACUGCGAGUGCCUCAAUGGCUUCACAGGACCCACCUGCGCUGACGAGAGGAACCCCUGUGACCCCAACCCGUGCCACGUGUCUGCCACCUGCCUGGUGCUGCCAGAAGGGGGCGCCAAGUGUGAAUGCCCCAUGGGGAGAGAAGGGGAGUUCUGCGAGACAGUCACAGAGCUUGACCAGAUGACGCCGUUUCUGCCAGAAUUCAACGGAUUCUCCUACUUGGAGUUGAAAGGCCUCCAAACGGUCGUGCCAGAACUACAGAACAAGAUGACCAUGGAAAUUGUAUUCCUGACAAAGGCCCCAAGCGGCAUGAUCUUCUACAACGGGCAGAAGACAGAUGGCAGAGGGGACUUCAUCUCACUGGCCUUGCACGACGGCUACCUGGAGUACAGAUAUGACCUUGGGAGGGGAGCGGCUGUCAUCAAGAGCAAGGAGCCCAUCCCACUGAACACCUGGAUCAGCGUCUUGCUGGAGAGGAAUGAACGCAAAGGAGUGAUGAGAAUCAAUAAUGGUGAACGGAUCAUGGGAGAGUCUCCAAAAUCCCGUAAGCUAUCUCAUGCCUCCCUGAACCUGAAGGAGCCCCUGUACGUCGGGGGAGCGCCCGAUUUCAGCAGACUGGCCCGGGCCGCAGCCAUCUCCACCAGCUUUGACGGGUCCAUCCAGAAGAUUUCCAUCAAAGGAAUCCCAGUCCUGAAGGAAGAGAACAUCCUCAGAGCCAUCGAGAUCUCUACCUUCCACUCUCAUCCGUGCACUCGGAAGCCAAGUCCUUGCCAGAACGGGGGCUUGUGCCACUUCUUGAGCUUCGCAACGCACCCCGCCAGUUUCUCGGCACGCCAGAAAGUCAUCAUCGAGAAGGCAGCAGGAGACUCCGAGGCCAUUGCUUUUGACGGCAGGACAUACAUAGAAUACCACAAUGCUGUGACCAAGAGCGAGAAGGCCCUGCAGUCGAACCAUUUUGAGCUGAGCAUCAAAACGGAAGCCACGCAAGGCCUCGUCCUCUGGAGCGGGAAAGGCCUGGAGCGUUCGGAUUACAUUGCCUUGGCAAUUGUGGACGGCCGCAUCCAGAUGACCUACGACCUCGGCUCCAAGCCCGUGAUCCUGCGCUCAACUGUCCCCGUCAACACAAACCAGUGGAUCCAGAUCAACGCCUUCAGAGUGCACCGCGAAGGGUCCUUGCAAGUUGGCAACGAGGCCCCCAUUAUGGGUUCCUCUCCUCUGGGAGCGACACAGCUUGACACGGACGGGGCCCUUUGGCUGGGAGGACUAGAAAAGCUCAGCGUGGCCCACAAGCUCCCCAAAGCCUACAGCACGGGCUUCGUCGGCUGUGUAAGAGAUGUUGUAGUGGACCGCCAAGAACUGCAUUUGGUGGAGGACGCUUUAAAUAACCCGACCAUAUUACGCUGCUCGGCCAAAUGAAACGGCGAUGGGCCCCCGGGUCCUCCUUUCCUCCCGCCCCCCCUUUGCCGCUUUUCCUCUCUCUCCUCCACCUCCUGGCUAUUGCUGUAAUUAUUUUCUAUUUUUGUAAACAUUGCUUUUUAUAUUUUUUGUGGGGGAGGGGAGGGGGAACGCAGGGAGGAGAGGAGGACGAAGACAAAAACUUCGGGGGGGGGGUGCUGUUUAUUUUUGGUUACUCACUCGGUUGCGGUGUCCUCCCAUCCAAGCCUGUUGGACUCUUGAGAAGGAGCUGAAACACAUACCCCCCCCCCCAAUUUAAAAACCUCCAUGACGUGACCAAGGAACAAACCAAUUUCUCUCAAACCCCCCCCCUUUUAAUGUCAUCCUCUGCUGUAAACGUCAUUCAUACUUGAAACCUUCCCCCUCCGUCGGUUUGAGAUCAGAGUCCUCGAAGAGAAAACGAACAUUUCUCGGCACUGAAUCCUUCGAGAAAGCGAAAGGACAACGUUUGGAUCCGAGCAGAGACGCGGAGUCGCUUGUGGGACUUUGGGAGGGGGACCUUUAUAGCUGGUACCACAAGUUGGCAAGUCGGGGCAACCGUCGGGGCUCUGAGGCCCGCGGGGCUUGAGGAGGGAGCGCGAAGAAGCAGGACAAAAGUCCUUUGAGGACGAAUCGCGCCUGAUGUUUGCUUUGCCCUUAGUCUAAAUCUUAACUAGUCCCACUAUUAUCCCGUACUCACAAUUCAGGUGACAAAAGGCCGGAUUUUUUUUUGUUUUAUGUUGUUUUUAACAUUCUUCCAGAGCAGUGACUGAGGAUUCUAAUAUAGUAGUGACAACGGACCCCUGUCUGGAUGAGUGCAGAAUAUAAAGUUGUGAGUUCAUAUGUAGCGGUCGAGGAAAGCGGCACCCCUGCUGGGUGGGGUGGGGUGGGGUGGGUGCAGAGAGCAGCGAUGCUGUCUUGGCGCCAAGCUGGAAGGCGACGGUUUUUUAACCUGCGCUUGGCUCUUCGUCCCCCACUGGGGAGCGCAGCGAAGUCUCGGCAAAUGUUCUGACUGGAGCGUGCAUCUUCUUCCGUUUGCUCUUUUGUAGCUUGGUUAAAUUUAGAUCUGGUUCUCUUUCCCCCCCACCCCUACCAAAAAGAAAUGGCCAGAUUUCAGAGCCAUACCUUGGAGUGAGCACGGCGCGGCUGAUGUUUUUUUAGAAGUAUCCUCGUUGCCAAGGUUAAGCAUGCGGGAACAGCCGUGGCCCUGUUCUCUUGACCAUCGCCCCAUAAGGGUUGUCCUUGAAGGAGGUUAAGCUGCCUAGGGAAGCACCCAACAUGAUUCCUCUGAGUGCUAGGGCACCCAUCGACAUGUUUCGGGGCACCUGCCAAGUGCUUUUAGAAAGGCUGGGGGGAGGGGGGCAUGGACUAUUGCCACGCAAACCUUCUGAUUUGGCUGUUGGAGAUUUGAUGGUAUGGAUUUCUAAAAUUGCUUUCUUCUGUGUCUGACUGACAAUAAGCCUCAGGAGGCUUUUUGUGGCUGACUCCACGUUCCGUGGCUGCCAACAUGCAGCAGCCAUUUUGAGACUCGUUACCACAUACUAUCACAAUUCCAAAGGGGCCAGCAGGCUGAAAAAGGUUGGGGGCUUCUAGUCUAGAGUAGCAGGCAUGCGUCUACCUCCUCCCAGGAAACAACCCCAGAGCACCGCGCCCCUUGGCACGAAGCAGGGAAGACGUUGCCUGGUCAGCAUUCCAUGUUUCUGGGCUGCCGCAUUUGCCCAAAACGAGGUCCCUUUCAGAGGGUCUCUGUCAGCUGAUUUCCAGCCCACGUCUGGCUUUUUCUUCCUUAUCUUUACAAUGUGCGUGUGCAAGUUUGAGAGGAGGGACCGUGCCCCCCUACAACGUCUAACUGAAACUGGUUCCAAAUUAGUAGCCUCAGAGAUGGCUCAAAACCUUUUGGACGCCUGAGGUGGAAAAUCCAAAUGGCGCCCCUUCGCCUCUCCAUGGUGACAAAUAUGUAAUAAAAAAAAAAUUCCUGAA